Messenger RNA from Acaromyces ingoldii, 1845 nucleotides. Its product is annotated as MFS general substrate transporter. Gene Ontology annotation, molecular function: transmembrane transporter activity. The transcript is spliced from 3 exons. Bases 241 to 1764 code for a protein of 507 amino acids. The record is from RefSeq and is a predicted model, not a curated record. Gene Ontology annotation, cellular component: membrane. Gene Ontology annotation, biological process: transmembrane transport. Lineage: Eukaryota; Fungi; Basidiomycota; Exobasidiomycetes; Exobasidiales; Cryptobasidiaceae.
CUGGGGACAGGAAGUUCGUCUCUGCGCAAGAGUCCACGCAGCGCCCACUUUGUUGGCCUUGGUUCCAAGGGCCAGAGCCAUGGCCAGGGCCUGUCAAUGAGUUGCAGAGCUUGUUGAGGCCGGGUCACGUGCGUUCGGAGACCAGAUUUUGGAAGAACGUCGGAGUGAUUGCGAAGGGUUCGACUGCCAAGGUAGCGAGCGAGGGCCAGGCUUCCCGUCCUCGUCGCCGCCACCACUAAGAUGGACAGCUCACCACGGGUGCUGCUGCGCACCGAUCUGAUCCUCAUGCCGCUCUUGACCAUCGCCUUUGGACUGCAGUACUACGAUAAGGCGGUACUUGGCUCUGCAAGCAUCUUUGGGAUCCGAGAGGACCUACAAUUGAUCGGCAACAGAUACGGCCAGUCUAAUGCCUUUUUCUAUUAUGGCUACCUGGCCGGUGCAUUCCCCAUGGCUUUUCUUGUCCAGCGAUGGCAACGUCGACUCAACAUCUUUUUGGGCCUCGCAAUCGUCCUCUGGGGAGCCAUCGUUAUGCUCACGCCCCUGGUAGCUGACUGGAGAGGCUUGUACGCCCAGCGCUUCUUUCUUGGCUUUGUCGAGUCGAGCGUCUCGCCUGGCUUUGUCGCCGUGACGAGGAUGUGGUACACGAGGCGCGAGCAGCCAAUACGACUAGGCAUCUGGUACUCUGCCACCGGCCUCUUCUCCAUCUUUUCGAGCCUGGUCAACUCGAGGCUCGGCAAUGCAAAGACGACCCUGGCUCCGUGGAAGCUCAUCUUCCUCGUUCCAGGAUCAAUCACCGUGGCCUUUGGCUUUCUGGUUCUUCUUUUACUACCGCCCUCGCCGCUCCGACUCCCGCUGCUGGCAAUCCCGUGCUACAAUCGUCUCACGCUUGCAGAUCGGCAAGGCAUCGACGCCAAGGUCCGAGGUAACCUGACGGGUACGCCAUCCUCUGCGGCUGCCAUGGCUUGGAAUUGGUCCCAAGCGAAGGAAGCCGCUCUGGAUCCUAAGAUCUACCUCUUCUUCCUCAUGGCGACAGCCAUCUACGUCACAAACGGAGCCGUGACCGUCUUUGGACCGAUUCUCGUCAAGGCAAUUGGGUUCACUUCGACCCGUGCUACUCUGCUCCUCACUCCCGGUGGUGCUACUACGGCUGUGUCUAUCUACGUCGUCACACUCCUGGCCACAUCGAAGCGGCUGGGCUUCGCAGCGACCGUGCCAUUUGCCCGUACGUUACUCCUGAUCGCCAGCUGCCUGCCGCCCAUUGUGGGUGCGCUCAUGUGCUGGAAGGGCGACUGGUCCAACAAAGGUAUUCCUCUGGCUGGGUAUUACCUCAUUCCCAUCUUUGGUGCACCUUUUGUGCUGCUUUUGGGCAUGUGCACGGCAAACAUCGCCGGCAGCACGAAGCAGGCCAUUGCCAGCGCUUCGAUCUUCGUUGGCUACAAUUGCGGCAACAUUGCUUCUAGCUACAUCCUCGUCCCUUCCGAGGCCAAAGACCACUACCCAACGACGUUCAAGACGGUCGUGGGGGUCAUGUGUGCCACAAUCGGCCUUGCACUGAUGCUUUCUGCAGUCAUGGCCUGGGAGAAUCGGAGGAGAGGCGGUGGUUGGUUUGCCGACAAAGACAGCGUGUCAUCCCAGCCUGAUUUGAGACCAGAAGAGCCGUCCGAAAAGGGAGAAGAUGGGAGACCGUCGCAGGAAAGUGCAGCGGCCUCGACGCUGCUAGACGUCACCGACUGCGAGAACAAGGACUUCAGAUAUACCUUGUAGAUUCAUCUCUGUAUUUGGUCACAUAUGAAUCAAAAGCAAGCCAAAGGCCAGCGGCUGCGGUGGUUGCAGCGUUCGAAAGGG